Messenger RNA from Carassius carassius (crucian carp), 1402 nucleotides. Its product is annotated as centrosomal protein of 44 kDa-like. The transcript is spliced from 10 exons. Gene Ontology annotation, cellular component: spindle pole; centrosome. The coding region runs from base 185 to 1243 and encodes 352 amino acids. The record is from RefSeq and is a predicted model, not a curated record. NCBI's taxonomy places the organism in Eukaryota, Metazoa, Chordata, Actinopteri, Cypriniformes, Cyprinidae.
AAACAUCUUGACUCGUAUAAACAUCCAAAAUGGGACUCUGCCAGUGUUUCAUGUCCCAUACUUGGUUUUGAAGUUUGGAAAGUUGCAGAUUUGUCCGGAGCCUCUCCAGUGCUGAGAUAUUUUGUAAACAGGCUUUACAAAAAACAGCUCCGUUUCGCCACCAGGAUCCCAAGCUGCACAUCAGAUGCUCAGUGAAGAGGUUUUGAUACUGGCUGUGGGAGAUCCAUCAGCUUGUCUUCCUGUUGUGAGCUUUGCCUUCACGUCCUUUUCCCCCUCACUCACAGAGCACCUGGUUGAUUAUGGCGUGGAACUAACCGGAAUGAAUGAUUUACGAUUCAUUGAGAAUGUUUACAAGGUCUUGCGGGAGGUUUUCAGCUACAAGCCACUGUUGACCAAACAGCAGUUCCUUCAGUUUGGCUUUGCUGAAAGGAAAGUCCUCAUUCUCUGUGAUAUCAUUGGCCUUGUUCUCAACAAACACAAAGAACUCACUAAAGAAAGCAAGCAUGUCAGUAAGGCAAAGAGAAGGCCUCAGUUCAAGAGCUGCAGUAAAAAUGAGAUCCCUUCUGCUGAGAGUAACUCACUGGGGUUAACAGCCCUGACAGUACCUCAGAAGCAGCCACUGGUAGAAAGGCAUCUUGGCAGCAGCUCAGUACCAGCUCCGAUCAGAUGCUCCUCAGAAGAGCAUCCACAGCAGGAUGAGGAAACAGAAAAGGACUUGUCUCAGCCUGCAGAUUCCAUUGAGUGGGUUUUAGAGAGCCGGCUGAGGGGUGUAGAAGCAAGUCUUCUGGAGAGUGUUGGCAGACUGGAGCAGCGACUGGCCCUAAUGGAACACAGGAUUCAUGCUCUGGAGAAAAGCUUUGCCGGCAAGAUUAUCAUUGAAAGCAGCCAGUGGGAGAACUUGGAGAGUCGUGUGCUUCUGCUGGAGACCAGGCUGGCACUGACCUCAGCACAGGGUCUAACUUUAGGAGGUGGUGUCCUCAGUACAAACAAUGGUAGAUUCAAAGAGGACACAGAGUUUUCCAUUUGUAUCUGUGUUAAAGUAUCUACAAUUUCUACUGUGAUUCAUCCACCAUCUGACAUCAGUGAUAAUGGACACACUUCAGCCAGUUCUCCUCCGACAGCUCCCCAGAAUUUUAAAGAAAGGCUGGACAGAAUAGUUUACAUGAUGAAGGAUACAUCUAACAUUCUGCAAAACCGAAUCGACAAUGUCAAUUUGAUCACAGUCCAGAGAAACUUAUUUUAAAGGAAUACAAUUUCUGUCAUUUUUUACUCAUUUUGUUCCAAAAUUAGUGUGACGAAGACUUUCUGACAAACAGACCAAAACUGAUUCUUUAAAAGUCUUGCCUAACACCGUAGGGUUAUGGUAGCACCUGUAUUUCGAAUAAAUCGGAUGGAAACUUUU